GAGCAGAAAUUCCUUCUCAUCGCAAUGAGGUCAAAGACAGUGAGUUGCAGCUUCCUGUCCUCGGUUCUCGACUUGCACACGUCGCAUUCUCCAAUGGCAAUGUCGAUACAACGUGAUUAAUUUCAUCUUCAUGUUUGCUCCUGGUGACCGUUGGUACCUUAUGCCAUAAUUGUGUCUAUGCUAACAAGUUACAUUGCAAUAGAGCAAGCAAGCGGAAGCGUGCCGAACAGACUGAAACCAAUUCAAAUAAACGCAACGAAAGAUAUUUGAACAGGAGUGGUUUCACGGUGGGCAUAAAAGACAGUGAAUUUGGCCAAGUACAUAUAACUUUCUCUCGUUAGUUUGGAAUAUCACAAAACUCCCUCACAGGAUAGAACUUAACAUUCCUAAAAAUCGUAUGUUUUUUGUUUUUCGAUUUUGUUACAUUUUGGCGGGAAAAUGACGUGCCAACUUUGGCGCCAAAAAAUUAAACACGAGCUAAGAACAUGCUAGUAACUUUUUUUCGAAAAGAUUGUCCUAUAAGGAUCUCAAAACUGUAAAAACAUUAAAAAUACAACAAGGCAGUGCGAAGAUAUGGCGAUUCAAAGUUCUAUUUUUACUGAAAAAUCAGCCAUUUUGUUACUAAAAAUAGAUUUUUUUCGAACUUUGAAUCGCCAUAUCUUCGCACUGCCUUGUUGUAUUUUUAAUGUUUUUACAAUUUUGAGAUCCUUAUAGGACAAUCUUUUCGACAAAGUUACUAGCAUGUUCUUAGCUCGUGUUUAUUUUUUGGCGCCAAAGUUGGCACGUCAUUUUCCCGCCAAAAUGUAACAAAAUCUAAAAAACAAAAAACAUACGAUUUUUAGGAAUGUUAAGUUCUAUCCUGUGAGGGAGUUUCGUGACAUUCCAAACUAACGAGAGAAAGUUGUAUGUACUUGGCCAAAUUCACUGUCUUUUAUGCCCACCGUGUUUAGAAAAUAAAAUCCCCCUUCAAAAGAAGCAACAGACAACCAGCAGCAGUGCCAAGCUGAUCACGGAAGAUCAAUUGUUGACAUUUGCGGAAAGUGAUCAUAAUGAUCUGUUACGGAUAUCAGAGGAAAUUGAUACGUCAAGGAUUCCUGAAGACAUGCAGUUAUUAUGGGAUAUGCAAAUGAAGCAUUUGGCAGCAAAAUCGCCAAAUGGUCAUCGUUGGCAUCCCCGGUAAGUUAAAUUGUAUUAUUGUAAGGUGAAUUGUAUUAUUGCAGUUUUAUAAUUACUGGCUGUAAUUGUAUAGUAUAUUUAAAAAAUAUAUGAUUUGCAAUAUACAACUAAUGCUUGGAAUUGUAAAGUUUUCAAGAAGUUCCAUUGUUUUUCUAGAAUUGUCAGAUUAGCAUUGGACAUGUAUGUGAAAAACCCGCAUGUGUUGGACACACUACGACAGUUCGUAACUGUUCUUCCAAGUAACCGUCUUAUCAGGUACUGUAAUAAGGUUUUGUGUAUGUUUUAAGUAGUAUUUCUUGAGGUAAUUGCUACUUAUAUUAAAUUUAGAAAUAAUUAGUAAACUUUUCCGUGUGUAAAUGUACAUGUGAAAAAAGUUGGAAAUCAGCUUGCAUUCAUGGACUCGGAAAUUUCAAAACACCCCCUGCCAUUUCAUUUUGGGCACGAGCGCUCAUAUAUAUAUACACAACGCAUGUGGCUGAUAUAAAUACAAUAGUAAUUACAACUGUAGCAGAACGUUUGGUUUAGGUAUUACAAGAAUGCCGUAACGCAAGAACCUGGAUGGAACAAGGAAGUGAUCAAGUGGUGUAGAAGAGAGGCAGAACGGUGGCAGUUUAAGUCUGCAGACUACUGGGGAGGUUUCAUCUUAGACGAAAUGAAAAUCCAGGUGCAAAGGAAUCUUCAUAUAUGACAUUGACCAUUGUAUAUGUAUAAAGCAAAGAAUAUAAAUACUAGUCGCAUAAAUAUAAUUCAUUUUCAUGUACUUUUCCGUUCAAAGGAGGAUUUGCAAAUGGCUGUUAGGAACGGGCAACAUACACUUGUUGGUCUUAUUUCACUGGGAGGACUUUACGAAGACAUGAAACUUAUUGAGACAGGUAAUUAUAAAUUAUUUACCCAUUUAAUCAAACCUUAAUUCAAAACAAUGAAAGGGAAGCAUAGUGUUAUUUUUUCUCCUCUCUUUUUAUAUAGGAAAAAUGGAAACAAAGUCACAGAUUGCCACCCACCUGCUUCAAUAUGUCUUUCUCAGUGACUGUGGGUUCCGAUUUCCACUAGCUCAUUUCCCUACAACAACAUGUCCCCCAUUAUACCUUCAGUUUUGGGAAGGUGUUCUGCAAAUGAAGAAGGCUGGUUUCAGGUAA
Molecule: messenger RNA, 2312 nt
Organism: Paramuricea clavata
Lineage: Eukaryota; Metazoa; Cnidaria; Anthozoa; Malacalcyonacea; Plexauridae
Source: the annotation of a GenBank genome assembly